Bipolaris zeicola 26-R-13 is the source of this 450-nucleotide messenger RNA. RefSeq lists its product as uncharacterized. The coding region runs from base 1 to 450 and encodes 149 amino acids. NCBI's taxonomy places the organism in Eukaryota, Fungi, Ascomycota, Dothideomycetes, Pleosporales, Pleosporaceae. The transcript has 4 exons. The record is from RefSeq and is a predicted model, not a curated record.
AUGAUACUGCUGCUGCUGCUGCUGCUGCUGCUACUCGUGCGUGUUUCUCUCCUGCUGCAGCCGACCAAACGAGGAAGGUCAAGGGAACAUGUUGUGGUAGUGGCGUGGCGCGGAACCUACUCCGACGUUGCACACAAUGCAUCUCAUCUCCAUCCGGCACGCCCGAUUAAUACGACGUCGCAUGUAUUAGAAGAUGACGACGGUGGUGGUGAUGCUGCUGCUGCUGCUGCUGCUGCUGCUGCUGCUGCUGCUGCUGAUGAUGAUGAUGAUGAUGAUGAUGAUGAUAGUCAUGGUGAUUAUGAUAAUAGCACUGAGCGUCUAGGCCCCGUCGACGUUGGCUAUCAAAGUACUUCCAUGCCAAUGGCCCCCAUGUCCAAUACGGCAAGGAUAGUUGGAGUCGGGCUUCUAGUGGAGGAAGAAUGCACAGUCGGGGGUGGAAAAGCAGGGUAG